Telopea speciosissima is the source of this 2397-nucleotide messenger RNA. RefSeq names its product zinc finger BED domain-containing protein RICESLEEPER 2-like. Gene Ontology annotation, molecular function: DNA binding; protein dimerization activity. The coding region runs from base 1 to 2397 and encodes 798 amino acids. The record is from RefSeq and is a predicted model, not a curated record. NCBI's taxonomy places the organism in Eukaryota, Viridiplantae, Streptophyta, Magnoliopsida, Proteales, Proteaceae. The transcript has 6 exons.
AUGGAGCAUCUUGCACGUGCACUUAAAAAUGCCGAUAAGAGCAUUCGUAUUGAUGUUUUCGACUUUGACGAAAAGGGUCACCGGUUGCGUGAAUGUCCUAAGCGAAAUAAUGAUCAACGUUUAAAUUUGAUUGAGGACAUCGAAGAUGAUUGUGAUUAUGAAACCAAUGAUGAGGAUGUUGAACCUCAAGAGCCUAUUGAGCUUUCGUUGGAAAGUCACCGGAAAAAUCUGAGGACUUGCUGGUCUUUAAAGUCGUCGGCAACACCUUCUUUGAACACAAUUUGUGGUGUUUUAUGGACUGAAAUUCGGUUAAAGGGAUUUAUAGAAAUGUCCAACACACAAGUCAACAUGGAAGAUGAGCCCGAUUGUGGCUCAGAUGCUGAUGUGAUGUCCGAUGAUGGACUUUACAUUCCUGAAAUUUCAGCAACAGAACCUGUUGGCACAACAACUGUUGAAAUAGAUGUUACCAAGAGGAAAAGAAGGAGUAUUAUUUGGGAGGAGUUUGAAAUUCUUGAGGGGAACGGUUUUAGUGAUGGGAAGGAACGAGCGAAAUGCAAUAGGUGUAGGCAAAUCUAUAAGGCUGAUAGUACUACUAAUGGAACUGAAACCCUUAGGAGACAUAUUUUACAUUGCCCAAAACGGGAAAACAAAGGACCAACCCAAAUGACUCUGGGUGUUAAUGAUGGGAAAUUAAUGUUAAGAGAUAAAAAGGUUGACCAAGUCUGGGUGCGUGAUAAGGUCACGAGGCUUAUUGUGAGACAUGAGUUACCUUUAAUCUUUGUUGAGUAUGAGGAGUUUAGGGAAUUAAUCACAUACAUUUUUCCUGACUACACCCAUAUUACCCGCAACACACAAAUGGCGGAGAUUUUGAAGUUUUACAAUUUGGAGUCCAGUAGAAUCCAUAAUCUACUCAAGUCAUUUAAUGGGAAGAUUUCUUUGACAAGUGAUCUAUGGACAUCCAUCACCAAUGAUGGAUACUUAUCUUUGACUGGCCAUUAUAUUGAUAAGGAUUGGGUGUUGCAUAAGAAAUUAUUGAAGUUUUGCAUCAUGCCACCUCCACAUACUGGCAUCAAUAUUUGUGAAAUGGUUUCAAAGAUCUUGUGUGAGUGGGGUAUUGAUCGGAAAUUGUUUUCAAUUACUUUGGAUAAUGCUACUUCUAAUUUCAGCUUUGGUGAGUUGUUGAAGAGAAAUCUGAACUUGAAGAAUGCUCUUUUAUGUAAAGGAGAAUUCUUUCAUAAUAGGUGUUGUGCUCAUAUUCUCAAUCUCAUUGUACAAGAUGGACUAAAGCACAUAGACGAGUCUGUGGCAUUGAUUCGAUCUAGUAUAGCCUAUGUGAAAGGAUCACAAGCAAGGAAAAUGAAAUUCUUGGAUAUUUGUAAGCAAUUGUCAUUACCAAGUAGUAAGGGGUUGCAUGGAGAUGUCACCACAAGGUGGAACUCAACUUAUAUCAUGCUUAAUUCUGCUUUAUUUUAUCGGAAAGCAUUUGAGAACCUUGGACUAGUGGAGGACAAUUAUAAAACUUGUCCAGAUUCUGAUCAAUGGUUAAAGAUUGAAAAAUUGAUGGGUUUUUUGCAUCCCUUCAAUGAAAUCAUUGUUUUGCUUUCAGGUUCUAAGUAUCCUACAUCAAAUUUGUAUUUUGAAAAUGUUUGGGAGAUUCACAAAAGUUUGUUAGAAGAGGUAUCACAUGGGCUUAGUUUUAUGAGGCCAAUGGCAAUUGAAAUGAAAAAGAAAUUUGACAAAUAUUGGAGGAACUAUAGUCCAAUUUUGGCCAUUGCCUUGGUGUUCGAUCCUCGUUACAAACUUAGUUUUGUGACUUGGGCAUUUGCUAAGCUUGCUCCUUUGGACCCAACUGGAAUUGAUAUGGGAAACAAUGUGAAAUCUGCUUUGUAUCAGCUUUUUAAUGAAUACAAGAGUAUGAAUGCAAGUGAUUAUGAGAUUCCAGUACUGUUCACUCGUCCUGGGAAAUCUAGAACCAGAACUGAAUUUAUGCAAUCUGUGAUUGCUGAGGCAGAUAAUGGAACUAAAUCUCAGCUAGAUGUGUAUCUAGAUGAACCCAAGAUUCCAUUCAGUGAUCAUGAUGAUGAGUAUGAUGUGUUGGCUUUUUGGAAGGCGAAUGGGUCAAGGUAUCCAGAUGUGGCUCGGAUGGCUCGUGAUGUCUUAGCUAUACCAGUUUCAACGAUUGCAUCUGAGUCAGCUUUUAGCGCUGGGGGUCGUGUUAUUGACAAAUAUCGGAGCAAACUACUACCUACCAACGCUGAAGCACUGAUAUGUCUUCGAAACUGGAUGUUUGAUAUAGAUUUCAGAUCUGAACAUGUUGAUGAUCCUGUUGAUGUGGACAACGCGCUUGGAAAUGUGCUUGGACGAUUGCAGAUUGAAAGGGAGACCGGAGACUGGUGA